AUGACGCUGUGCUCACUGCUGCUGACUCUCGUGGUGGCCAUCGUGUCCGUCGUAGUGCUCUUCUCCGUUGCGCUGGUGCCAGAGACCAAGGUCCAGGAGGACACGGGCGUGAACGCGUGGCUGUCGUGGUUACCGGUCGCCAUGAUGGUGCUCGUGGAGAUCUUCGUCGUCACGCUCAUCAACAGCCUCGUCACCAUGGGAUGCUAUCAGGUCAAUAUCUUCGACCAGGUCACGGUGGCGCGCGGCUUCGAGGACAUGCUGCAGGACGGUAGCUGGUUCCCGUCACUGCGCUUGUGCUGGGCCGAGACAACGAAGGCCAUGAGCUUCGGUGAUGUCUUCGGGAUGGCUCUCGAGUUCGAGUCGUUCGUCUUGUUGCGGUCCGCGUCGCACCUGCCCAAACUUACGAUGAUCAGACGUGCCUUCUGCGCCAGCAGCAACUCUGCUAGCUCGCCGCACCUAGGUAGGCAUAACUUGGAGAUGAGCAGUGAGAAGUAA
This is a messenger RNA of Phytophthora sojae, 495 nucleotides long. RefSeq lists its product as hypothetical. The record is from RefSeq and is a predicted model, not a curated record. Lineage: Eukaryota; Oomycota; Peronosporomycetes; Peronosporales; Peronosporaceae. The transcript has 2 exons. Bases 1 to 495 code for a protein of 164 amino acids.